UCCCGUGCCCCGGGCCCGAACCGUGAAUGUGCCGAUAGUUACACUCGUAAUUCACUUCAAUUAUUAGACUACAGAUAUAGUUUCGCGUUUGAUAAUACAAACACGUUAGUAUAAUACCCAUUUCGAAUUUGACAGCUUGUUAGUAAAUAAAAUAUCAAUUACUUAAUUACUACAUCGUUGUAAUAAAUAACUAACAAACUUACAAUGGAGCGAAACCUUGAAAAAACAAUGGAAGAUGCGUCAAAAACAGCAGGAAUUAUGGGAUGUAUUUUGACUGAUAAAUCAGGCCUUUGUCUUGGUGCGAAAGGCAAUAUUUCUCCAGACUGCGCAGGAAUCAUAGCAGCCAUUGCUAAUCAAGCUUCUAAAUUAGAACCUUUAGCAACUCCUGUUAUUUCUCUUCAAAGUGACUCGAGACAAUGUUUAAUCCACCGUGACGGCCCAGUAAUAGGAGCGAUAUUUAAGAAUAUUCCUCAAUGAAAAUCAAUGUAUGCUCUUGAAUUAUCAAAUUUUACGAUGGAUUUUUAAAAUUUAAUUAUCUUUAUAAUAAAAUAAAAUUAUUUUUAUCAU
This is a messenger RNA of Cotesia glomerata, 567 nucleotides long. RefSeq lists its product as uncharacterized. Gene Ontology annotation, cellular component: cytoplasm; lysosome; Ragulator complex. The transcript is spliced from 4 exons. Gene Ontology annotation, biological process: positive regulation of TORC1 signaling; cellular response to amino acid stimulus. Bases 205 to 477 code for a protein of 90 amino acids. Gene Ontology annotation, molecular function: guanyl-nucleotide exchange factor activity. NCBI's taxonomy places the organism in Eukaryota, Metazoa, Arthropoda, Insecta, Hymenoptera, Braconidae. The record is from RefSeq and is a predicted model, not a curated record.